Spodoptera littoralis (African cotton leafworm) is the source of this 471-nucleotide messenger RNA. NCBI's taxonomy places the organism in Eukaryota, Metazoa, Arthropoda, Insecta, Lepidoptera, Noctuidae. The record is from the annotation of a GenBank genome assembly.
AUGCACAUAAAACCGAUGUUAGCGGUCCCUGUUUGCCUAGUAGCCGUCUUCGUGUUCUGGAUAACUGGAUCCAGUGGUCUCUUCAUCCCCAACCUAACAGAGAGGUGCUACAGAUGUUUGUGCCACGUGUCCACAAAUUGCGACAUGUCACAUGAGUGCACUGGAGGCUACUGUGGACCGUUUAACAUAUCCAGGAUCUACUGGGUUGAUGCCGGCAAUAUUACGUUGACCGCAGAUGAUCCGGAGAGGAAUCAUGCUUGGUCAGACUGUGCGAGAAGUUACCACUGCGCUAAAAGAAUCAUAGAGGGUUAUUUACAGAAGUUCGGGAAGGACUGCAAUGGAGAUGGCGUAACAAACUGCUUUGACUACAUGAUGGUGAAUGGUAAUGGUGGCUAUGGAUGUUCAGCUCCCUUGAACAGGUCAGAAAAUGGAAGAAAAUGGCUCCGAAGAUACGAAGAAUGCCGACUAUAA